This is a messenger RNA of Ustilaginoidea virens, 2493 nucleotides long. RefSeq lists its product as uncharacterized. Gene Ontology annotation, molecular function: GTPase activator activity. Lineage: Eukaryota; Fungi; Ascomycota; Sordariomycetes; Hypocreales; Clavicipitaceae. The record is from RefSeq and is a predicted model, not a curated record. The coding region runs from base 1 to 2493 and encodes 830 amino acids. The transcript is spliced from 4 exons. Gene Ontology annotation, biological process: activation of GTPase activity.
AUGACCUUGGCGCGGCGACUAGAACAGACAUACCAAGGUUCCGAGCGCUCAGCAUCGCCGUCGUCAAGCUUCUACGCCAUGAGCGACGACGAGGAAGGCGGCUACAACACCAUCACCCACGCGGAGACGGGCAGGGGAGUGAAGCUGCUGUUUUCCAAGAGCAAGGUUUACGUCCACCCGACACCGUCGGCAAAGGACAAUAUCCCCGGCUACAUCGCGCUCCUGCACCAAAAGCCGUCGCCGUCGGAUCGUCCGACAUCCUCCUCCUCUCGUGAUUCCGCGUCUCCGGCGUCGUCUGAUCUCCUGCUGGCAUGGAUUCCGGAAUCCGCGCUGGGAGACUCUGCCAGCAUCUACGUCAAAGUUGACUUGUGCGACGGCGACUCGCCACCGAGACAGUCCUAUCUUGUUCCACCUCCGCCCACCGUCACGACGCACAGCGGCUCGGUGGGCGGGUACUCGUUUGCCAUACCGGUAAGCGCCGUCUACUCGCUUCUCGUGCGGCCGCCGAGCCUCGGGUGGUGGUACGGCUCCAUCAUCAUCAACUCUCGUGCGGGGGACAGCUUCCCCGCGCUCUUCUUCCACGACAACGAGUGCCAGAGCACAAUCCUGCAGAAGAAGAAGCUGGCCAGGGACAACUUUGACCCGUUUGGCGAGGGCGGGCAAAUGUUCUGGGGCGCGGACGAAGUGCUGAGAUGGGUCAAGAGAUAUGUCCACGUCGAGAGGUCAGGCGCCGAACCCAACAUAUAUCUGAUUGAACCGAGCCACGACGACCUGCAGGGGUUCGGGGGCAAGUUUGCGACGACGCCGAAACGAGGCGGCGGCGCCAACACCAAGAAGGACGGGCGUCAAGGCGGCGGCGGCGGCGGCAGUAGCAGCAGGGAUGCGGAAAUGGAUCCUUUUACCAGGUUUGUCAAGGAGACUGGCUGGAACAUCAUGAACCAGUUCAGCAAGGUCACCACAUUCACCAGGCGGACGGCCCAAGACUUUGCGGACAACAGCAACCUGCCUCCGCAGGUGAAGCGGCUGCUGAGGAACCCCGAGGUGCAAACGCUGCAGAAUGAGUUUGACAGCGCCCGGAUCUACCUUGCUCGGUGGGCCAUGGGCAUCGCCGAGCAGAGCGAGCGGGACCGGCGCGGCCGCAUAUGGACGGUCAAGGAUGUCGUGGACCUGGAAGCCACGGACGUCGGCGAGUUUGAGUUGCUGGAAGGGGCCAGCGCCCUGUCCGUGGAGGAGCGACGCCGGGCAGUCACAAUGGCCGAGUGGGAGACGUUUUUCGACCCCGAGACCGGACGGCUGUCCGUGACGGUGGACGAAGUCAAGGAGCGCAUUUUCCACGGCGGCCUGGACCCGGACGACGGCGUCCGCAAGGAAGCCUGGCUGUUCCUGCUGGGCGUUUACGAAUGGUACGGGACUGCCGACGAGAGAAAGGCCCAGAUUGCCUCGCUGCGCGACCAUUACUACCGCCUGAAGCAUUCUUGGUGGGAGAGACUGGAGGGAGACGGCGGCGAGGGCGAGGCAGGGGAAUGGUGGCGAGAGCAACGAGGUCGAAUCGAAAAGGACGUGCACCGGACGGAUCGCCAAGUCCCCAUCUUCCACGGCGAAGACACCCCCCACCCCGACCCCAGCUCGCCCUUUGCCGACGUCGGCACAAACGUGCACCUCGAGCAGAUGAAGGAGAUGCUGCUCACGUACAACGAGUACAACAAGGACCUCGGCUACGUGCAGGGCAUGUCGGACCUGCUCGCGCCCAUCUACGCCGUCGUCCAGGACGACGCCAUCGCCUUUUGGGGCUUCCAGAAGUUCAUGGAGCGCAUGGAGCGCAACUUCCUGCGCGACCAGUCGGGCAUGCGGCGCCAGCUGCUGACGCUGGACCACCUCGUCAACUUCAUGGACCCCCAGCUGUGGAACCACUUGCGGGCGGCGGACAGCACAAACUUCUUCUUCCUGUUCCGCAUGGUCCUGGUGUGGUACAAGCGCGAGUUUGAGUGGCCCGACGUGCUGAGGUUGUGGGAGGGCCUGUGGACGGAUCUGCUGAGCGCCGAGUUUCACCUGUUUGUGGCGCUGGCGAUCAUGGAGAAGCACAGAGACGUCAUAAUGGAGCAUCUCAAGGCGUUUGACGAGGUUCUCAAGUACACAAACGAGCUAUCCAACACCAUGGAUCUGGAAUCAACACUCAUCCGAGCAGAGGCCCUCUACCGCAAGUUCCAGCGUCUGGUGGAAGCCAUUGACAAGAAGCAGAACUUCCCCGCGCCGCGACAAGGGCCCUCCUUGCCGGAAGGGCAACCGCCGGGAACCAAGGUCGACGAGGAUGCCCGCAACAGGCCCCUGAAGCCGGGCGGAGCCGGCAAAGGAAAGGACAAGGACCAGGACAAGGACCAGGACGAGCAGGAAAAGGUAAUCUCGCCCGAGUUGAGGAGGCUGCUCAGCAGAAAGGUGGAGGUUCUGCCUCGGAAGACGGUGGCUCAGAGGGGGGACGGGAUGCCAGGGAAGUAG